Messenger RNA from Effrenium voratum, 444 nucleotides. NCBI's taxonomy places the organism in Eukaryota, Dinophyceae, Suessiales, Symbiodiniaceae. The record is from the annotation of a GenBank genome assembly.
AUGAUCAGAGAGUCGAAUUACACGGAGAUUCACUGCCGCGAGCUGGAGUUGGGCAUUACAGCAGUGUCUGCUGGUUCGCCUCUGCUUUGGGUGGAUGAUGAAAUAUUCAAUGAGGACUUCUCGAUGCAAGGGUUGAUGCAAGAUGCUCAGACACAGACUUGCAACGAAGUGAAGUUUAUCCUCAAGCCCAGCACAGAGCUUGCAGAGGCAUACCUGCAAUCGCCCUUUGGACAACAUCACCUUGCAAGGCCAGAUUCAGCCCUGCGUGUGAUGUCGGACAUGACACGCCACGGCGACGGACGUGCCGGUGCAAAAUUGGUGAAGAUGUUGCUGGAGACCUUUCUUUUCCGAGGACCGAUCCUGAUUUUCAUCACAUUGACUGAGGAGUUCGGGGGCUGGAGGAGGGGGGCUGCCAGCGCCCCAUUGGAAGGCCUUCUGAACUAA